This is a messenger RNA of Malaya genurostris, 1766 nucleotides long. RefSeq names its product DNA-dependent metalloprotease SPRTN-like. Bases 294 to 1709 code for a protein of 471 amino acids. The record is from RefSeq and is a predicted model, not a curated record. Gene Ontology annotation, molecular function: single-stranded DNA binding; polyubiquitin modification-dependent protein binding; metalloendopeptidase activity. Gene Ontology annotation, biological process: DNA damage response. Gene Ontology annotation, cellular component: nucleus. The transcript has 2 exons. Lineage: Eukaryota; Metazoa; Arthropoda; Insecta; Diptera; Culicidae.
UAAGUCAUAAUAGUAAACGGCAGGAAAAAGUUUUCUCUUUCGUCUGGUCUUAAAUUUAAUACUCUAUCUUUCAUAGCUCGCUUGGAAUUUCUUUCGUAAGUGGAAGUUGACAGGUUGCUUAUAGGCCGUUCUAAAAAAAACGCGUGAUUUCGUGGUCGAAUAUCUGUAUAAAUACCGAGAAAUCGGUAUACCUGGCAACGAUGGUCGAUACUCGAUCAACAUUUUUUAGAACGUCAAAUGUUUUGCACGCGCGCUAGCUGAUUACUAUUUCGUUUACUAUUUCGUUUGUGAAAAUGGAGGAGAUUGAUUCAGAAAAUUCGGAUUUUCUACUUGCUCGCCAGCUACAGGAUCAGUUUGACCGAGAGCUGGUGGAAGUCAGUUCCGAUGAAGAUACAUCGGAAUGUCAGCUGGUUUCAGCAUUUGAAAACUCACGGAGCGUUGUUGAACUGUCCGAUAAUGACGACGAUGUUUUCUUUGCCGUGAAUAUUCCUGAAAAAAAUGGUUCGCUUCCAACUGUAAAAAAAGAAUCAAACGACAACAUCCCCGAGGUAAAGUUGUUCCGAGCAGAGCGAACUGACCUAAACGCUGACGAAUAUUUCAUUGAGGAAUUGCAAACCUACGUAGAUCCGGACAAUAAUUUUGAGUGGAAAUUUAUAGAACCGGUACCCGAUAUUAUGGCAAUUUUUCAAAGGUUAGAUGAAGUUCUGUUUUCGUCGCGGUUUAAGGCAAAACAAUUUUCUGUCAUUUGGAGUCAUGGAAUCGGAAGCGAAUGCACCAAUAGAAAUUUCAACGAUUCCGAAGGAAGAUAUACAAUAGCUUUGAACGAAGCGCUUCUAACACUUAGACCUAGAAUUGAAAUAAUUAGCAUAUUGUUGCACGAAAUGAUACAUGCUUUUCUAAAGCUAGAAGCGGUCAAAGAAUCCAACAAUGGACACGGAUCAAAUUUUCGAAAAAUUAUGCUUUUCCUUAAUCGACAGCUUCAAACAAAUAUAUCAUUCAGUCAUCGAAUGACAAACAUCAACACUCAAUGUCGCACGCAAUGGUAUCGUUGCACUGGGAUCUGUCACAAUUACAAACCAUUCUACGGCAUUGUUCGAUCUACAGAAGGAGAUCCUGGUCUGCAAAACGAAUGGUGGAAGACGCAUGCUGAGGAUUGCGGUGGCACAUUCUAUAAAAUUUAUGAAAUGAGUAAAGUUUUAGACGGUGAGGUAUCUACUCGAUUUGCCGUGAAUGUCAAGUAUAUGAGACCGAAACGGGAAAACAUACGAGGUCGUUUCAAAACCUCGCUACUGCCGAAGGAAUCUAUUGAUUUGACCAGUGAUAAACCACAGUUUAUGCCAACCAUGGCCGAAACAGUUGCCCUAGAUGAUGAAGGAUGCAGUAACGAAGAUACCAAAGCAGCUGAUAAAUUCAUUCAAAGUUUUCAUCAAUCAGUUGCAUUGACUAAGGAUUGCUACGAUAUGCAAUGUCCCAUCUGUCAGGAUCGUAUCAAGAGAAAAUUAUUCGCAAAUCACAUAGAUGGGUGCAAAGGAAUUACUCAGCGAGUCAGCUGGAAAAGGCCUGGUGGUAUGGUUGUUCAAAACGGUUUGCAUGAGCAUCGUGCGAACUUGCACAAUUUGGAAUCGUCUUCGAAUUUCAAAGAUAAACGUCUAGGAGCAUUCUCUACUAUUGGAGAUUAUCAACGUAUAAAAAGGAAACGUUUCAUGUAGACUCAUGUUUGUAAUAUUGUUCUUAAGCUUUCCGUUAUUAAGUGGUUUAUAAAUUGU